Molecule: messenger RNA, 5713 nt
Organism: Felis catus (domestic cat)
Lineage: Eukaryota; Metazoa; Chordata; Mammalia; Carnivora; Felidae
Gene: CFAP74
Product: cilia and flagella associated protein 74
Exons: 40
Coding region: 155-5311 (1718 amino acids)
Source: RefSeq, a predicted model, not a curated record
GCGUGCGGCGCGCGAGCUCCCCCGCCGCUUGGGGCCGCCCGUUGCCAUGGAGCCGCCCGCCGCCGACGCCGCAGACGCGGAGCUUAGGAGGAGCCGCCGUGCGAGCCGUUCCGACCCGCUCCGGUCGGCAGAGAGCUAAUUUCUGCUUCCCAAGAUGGAAGAAGACGCUAACCAGUUCCCUCAGAAGGAGCUUUUGGACAAUGUCCCGAUUGUGGAAGAUGAAAGAGAUGAACUAGAGGCUCCAGAGUUCCAGGUUGAAUUUCUUCCUCCGGCAGCUCAGAAGGGUGCCGACUCGGGAGGCCGCGGCCCGGGGAAGGCCGAUGCUGACCCAGGUGGGAAGAAAACAGCCGCCCCAGCCGGGUUCCAGGCCUGCGGCCUGCGGAGGACCUUGGGCCGCCUGGAGACGCUGCAGGAGGAGAAAGAGCUGCUCGUUCAGAAAACCAGAGGAGAGCUGCGUGCUUGCCGCCGGAGGAUAGAGCUCAUCGCCAAGCAGCAGGCGAGCGUGGCGGCCGAGGUGGCGGCAGGGAGAGAGGCCAACAACACCGCCUCCGUGGGCCGCCUCCAGGCGGUGUCCAGACGCCUGUGCACGGAGCUGGACGACGAGAGAGCCCUGCAGUCCCAGCUCAGAGCCGCGUUGCUGAAGAGCGAGAGCGCCAUGUGGCACAUUGCGAUCCAGAAGGGACAACUUGAGGACGUCCAAGCGUCUGCCCAAGAGGAGGAAGCGGCAGCCAGGAAGGGCCUCCGGGCGCACGCGGCCGAGCAGCUGCACCGCGAGGAGGAGGCCGUGAAGAAGGCCGAGAGGAACCGGCUGCUGAGGGUCAGGAAGGCCAUGCACCUGCAGAAGGAGCACGGGCUCAGGCACCAGAAGCUGGUGGAAGACGCCAAGAAGAAUCACAAGAUCGCGGUGAAGUUCCUGAAGGCUUCCCUGGGAAGAAUCCGCGAGCAGGAGAGGGAAAAGGAGAUGGGGUCCCAGGAGCACAUGAAGAGGCGCAUGGACGCCGUGCUGGCUUUGAAGAACAGUAUCAGUGCCAACAGGGAAACACUCCGGAAAUUUCAAGCAUGGGGCCAGGCCAGGGCAGAGCUGGCUGAGCAGAAGGCCCGGGCCCAGAAGGAGAUGAUUCUGGCCCAAGGUGGGGACGCUUUCAGACACCUUUUCCAUCAACGCCAGCGCCAGGAGCUGGAAGCCCAGAACCACGCCUUCGAGGAGCAGCAGAGGCUCAGAAAGCAGGAGAUCGUAGGUCGGAUUCUGAAAGAAGAGGCUGCGGGAGAAACCAGGAGGAAGAGGCGGUCUUCUCCCACCAAAGCCACGGGCCGGCUGACCCUGAGAGAUGAGACGUGGGGCUACGUCUCGGACGUCUGCGAGGACAGGGGCACGGUGGCCCUUCCCCGCAACCUGCCGCAGGACAGCGAAGCGGUCUCACCCCCCAGAGCCUCUCAGUUACUGGAAGCCAUCUCCUAUGAGUCCGUCCAGGGGGACUCGGGGAGCAUCACCUGGGAACAUGACACGCUGGCCGAGCCGGAGAUCCCCGGGCUCUGGAAGGAAGACUAUAAGCCGAACCAGGUGCCCAAAGAGGAGGUGGACAGGAAGCCCGUGGGCGGGACAAAGAUGGACAAGGACAUCCUGGCGCGCACCAUGGAGCAGCUGCGCAGCAGGGUGACCCACAGGCAGGUGGCAUCCGGGCACGAGUUCAAAGGUCGCCCCUUCAAUAGCAAACCCAAGCUCAUCCACUUCAAGGACUUCGACGUCGGCAAAGUGUACAAGAAGAAGAUCACGCUGAUAAACGCCACCUACGCCAUCAACCACUGCAAGCUGGUGGGCGUGGAGGAGCACCUCAGGGACUUCGUCCGCGUCGACUUUGACCCCCCUGGUCCCAUGUCAGCCGGGAUGUCCUGCGAAGUCCUUGUCACCUUCAAGCCCAUGAUAAACAAGGAUCUGGAAGGAAGCAUCUCAUUUCUGGCUCAGACGGGUGGAUUUUCUGUUCCACUGAAGUGUUCCACGAAGAAGUGUAUGCUGUCUCUUGACAAGGAGCUCAUCGACUUUGGCAGCUACGUGGUGGGUGAGACCGCCUCCCGGAUCGUCACGCUGACCAACAUCGGAGGUCUGGGCACCAAGUUCAAGUUUCUUCGGGCAUCAGAGUCCUGUGAGAUGGACAUCUCCCAGUCGGUCGCGAAAACAAGCAGUCUGUUCACAUAUGAAGAUAAAGGUAUUUACGAUAAAAUCACCACCAGCUUUUCUGAGCAAAAGAUUGAGGGCAAUGAGUCCCCUCCCAUAGACAUGACAAGCCAGAAGGAGUCUGGGAAGCUGGGCGGCAAGAAGCAGGAGGAGGGGCGCCCUGCAGAAUCAGAGGGAGUGACCAUGAGCACUGUGAUGACCGUACCUCCCAACGAAGAGCAGACGGAGAUCUCUCUGGGAGAGGUGGCAGAGGGGGAGAUUGGCCCCUUCGGCUCCAUCAGAGUGCCGGUCAUCUUCACGCCCAUCAUCCCAGGAGCGGUCUACACCAAGUUCAAGGUCGUGUUUAAGAAUCAGCAGUGUCCCACGUUAUAUUUCAGAGUCACAGGCGUUGCUAUCGACGUGCCCGUGUGGGUGCCAAAGCCCAGCGUAGACUUGAAGAUCUGCAUGUACGACCGGCUGUAUCAGGACUCCAUCCUCGUCCACACACGGUCGAAAGCGGCCCUGCGUCUGAAGUUUGAAGUGUGCAAGGAGCUGAGGGGCCACAUGGAGCUCCUGCCGGAGACGGGCUACAUCCAGGCCAGGUCCUCCUACACCGUGCAGCUCAAGUUCCUGCCGCGACACUCCCUCCCAGAAGAUGCAGGGAAGUAUUUCGACAAGGAAAGCAGAGUCCUGGAGGCCCCAAUGACAAUCCGGGUGGCUGACCAGAUCAAGCCGGUGGGGUUUACGGUACACGCAGUGGUCACCACCUCGGACCUGGAGCUCAGCCCCUCGGCAGUGGACUUUGGCCACUGCACCGUGUACGAGGCCGUCAGAACCCAAGUCAGCCUCUGCAACCUCUCCCUCCUGCCCCAGGGUUUUGGAUUCGUCGGGCUCCCCAAGUUUGUGGACGUCCAGCCCAGUGACGGGUUUGGGACAAUCCUGCCGCUGGAAACGCUGCAACUUGACGUGAUCUUCCAGCCCACCAAGGCCAAGGAGUACAACUUCGAGCUCGUCUGCAAGUCGGAGAUCAACCGGUGCUUCAAGCUGUCGUGCCGAGCCGUGGGCGUCCGCCCGCCCCUGGGGCUGUCCCACUACCAGGUCAAGUUUGCAGCCACGUCCCUGUACCACACAUCCGUGGCCACGCUGUACGUCAUCAACUCUCACGUGAGCAUGAGCUCACUGACUCACUCCGCUCCCCGAGUCGGCUCUGAGGACGUCUCUCCCGUGGGGCCCACGACCUUCGAGUUCCUGCCGCCCCCCGACUCGCCCAUCACCAUCUCGCCCUUGGUGGGGACCGUGCUGCCAGGAAAGAGGUGCCUGGUCCAGGUGGCCUUCCGGCCCGUGCUCCCCACCAAGCUGAUCCUCCAGGAAGCCCUCCAGACCCUGACCAAAGAAGCGGAGGUCAAGUCGCCCUGCAAAGACACGGUCACCCAGAGGAAGGACCUAAGGAGACAGUCCUCCACGCUGCGGCUGCAGGGCCGGGACCACCCGCCCCGGGCCUCCACCACCCAGGCCGCCAAGCUGCAGAAACUGGACCUCAAGCCCAGACGGCCUGGAGCAGAGCUGGUGCCUGAUCGGCACCCUGGGGUAGGGGAGGGCCCCCCAGCAAGCAGGGAAGGGUGGGAAAGCCAGCUGGUCAGACAUACCUGGGACGGCCACAGCCGGGCAGAGCCCCCGGAAGCUGCCCCUUACCCCUCCGGCCCGGGGCCCGGGAGAGUGUGGCAGGGCCCCCCGGGGCUUCUGGGGACGGUGUGGGUACAGGGGCGUGAGUGUGCGCUGCUGCUUAAUUCCAGUUCGGACGAGUACCAGGCUGCCCAGGCCACCCUGGCCAGAUCUUUCCAGGGGAGGUUUGACAAGUUUGUGGUUCCCUGUGUCGUUGCCAGUGGUGACACUGAAGACAGGAAGGGGAUGGAACCCCUGAGCUUCAGUCCCCACAAUACCCUGUACCUGGAGCUGUGGUGUCCAGCCGUGGCACCGUCUCUCGUGGUGACCUCCGACAAAGGCAAAACCAUCUUCAACUUCGGUGACAUCGCUGUAGGACACCGUGGCAUAAAAAAGGUCUCCAUCCAGAACAUCUCCCCCGAGGACCUCACCGUGGAGUUCUCUGUGCUGAACCCCAGUGGCCCCUUCAUCCUGCUGACCCCCAUCGGCAAGCUGCCUGCAGGCGAGACCCAGGUCCUGACGCUGUCCUUCUCUCCCCGGGAGAGCAUCUUGGCCCGAGAAACACUGGACAUCAUCACCAAGAGAGACACGCUGUCUCUGACCCUCGUGGGCACUGGCGUGGCAUCCACGAUCACGUGCUCCAUUGAAGGGGACGUCCUCGACAUGGGUUACGUGAUUGCCGGAGAGUCUGCGUCCUCCAGCUUCAAGCUGCAGAACAGCUCGGCGCUGCCCAUCAGGUUCUCCAUGCAGCUGGACAGCCUCUCCAGCUCCAGGAGGGGCAAAAGCCAGCAGCGGCUGCCGCAGUUCCUCGCCUUUCCGGCCCAGAGGACUGAAGUCGUGGGCACCCAAAACCACAGCGGCCAGAGCGUGUUCAGCGUGAUCCCCGUCGAGGGCGUCAUAGACCCCGGCAAGACGCAGGACUUCACCGUGACCUUUAGCCCGGACCACGAGAGCCGUUACUUCUCCGACAGGCUGCAGGUGGUGCUCUUCGGAAAGAAACUCUCCCACCAGAUUCUUCUGAAGGGCGCGGCCCGUGAGCACAUGAUGUUCGUAGAGGGUGGAGACCCCCUGGACGUGCCUGUGGAGUCCCUGACCGUGAUCCCCACCUGCGACCCUGAGCACAGAGAAGAAGCCGAGGAGCUGAAGCCCAUCCUGGUGACCCUGGAUUACGUCCAGCUGGACACAGACAUGCCAGCCCCUCCUGCCACCCGAGAGCUGCAGGUGGGCUGCAUCCGGACCACCCAGCUGUCUCCAAAGAAGACCGUCGAGUUCAGCCUGGACGGUGCCGCAUCUCUGCAGCACAAGGGCUUCACCAUUGAGCCCUCCAGAGGCUUCGUGGAGCGUGGCCAGACCAAGACCAUCAGCAUCUCCUGGCUGCCACCCGCAGACUUUGACCUGGAUCAUCCACUCGUGGUGUCAGCCCUGCUGCAGCUCAAGGGGGAUGUGAAGGAGACUUACAAGGUCUUCUUUGUAGCCCAGGUGGUGAGCGGCCCCUGAGGCCACAGGAGUCUCUCCACACACCUCCUGCUCUCUCUUGAAGCCCUCCUGUGGUGCGCAAACCAGGCCAAGCCACCCGCAGGCCUGGGACCUGGGCAUCCCCUGCUGGGCAAAUUCAAACGUGCAGCCCUCUUCAUGGCCCUAUGGCCGGGGCACGCCAGCCCUGCAGGCAUGGCUGCUUCCUGCUGACCUGGACCCAGCAAGUCUAGAGGCCAAGAGCACCCCUCCCUGGCCCCACUGAGAACAAGGCAACAAGGCCAGUCCUACCCACACGUACUCUUACCCUGAGCCCCUCAGAGCCCCCAGCCCCACCAGUACCCUCCUGCCCAGCCUUUAGAAGCCCUGGUGUGGGGAAGAGUUGCCCCCACAAGUCUGCCAAUAAACCUUCUGAGCUGCUUCGUA